Molecule: messenger RNA, 1795 nt
Organism: Fusarium odoratissimum NRRL 54006
Lineage: Eukaryota; Fungi; Ascomycota; Sordariomycetes; Hypocreales; Nectriaceae
Exons: 1
Coding region: 1-1725 (574 amino acids)
Biological process (GO): positive regulation of transcription by RNA polymerase II
Cellular component (GO): nucleus
Molecular function (GO): zinc ion binding; transcription cis-regulatory region binding; DNA-binding transcription factor activity, RNA polymerase II-specific
Source: RefSeq, a predicted model, not a curated record
AUGCAGAAAGGCUACCGAGGUCGGGUCCGGAGUGGCUGCCUGACUUGCCGGGCUCGGAAAGUCAAAUGCGACGAGGCCAAACCCGUCUGUAAUAAUUGUACGAGAUUACAACGUCAGUGCACAUACAAGCCCCGGAGAGUCUUUCGGCAGACUGCCAGCGCCGAUAACUCGCCACCCGGCCAGCCAUCAUCAGUCCACUUUGAAGGAGUAACUCAAGCACCUGAGGCACAUGACACUACCCAGUUCCACUCAAGUCCGUCGCUCACCGACGACUAUGAGAUACAAGGGUCAUCAAAAGUGUUGUCAACUGAGAGGGUGAACCAAACCCCCUUCUUGUACGAAGGCAGGACAAAUGUAGAUGUCACAGCCUGUUUGCAAAAGGCUCUCCAAUACCGAAGUACAGUUCCUAUCGUGGAUGACAACUCCUACGAACGCCAUGACUCGCCAUUGAACUUGAUAUCACGGGAUAUUGAAUUGACCACUACGCUCGAUAUCCUCACUCUGCGUACCCAGUCCCCCUACAUGACAGAACUCUUCCUUGAUACAGUGGAAUGCCCUGGUAUUACCCCGUUCGAUCCUCUUAACUGGAAACUGGCAAAACAACAUGUCGUGCAUCUGGGAAAGUCAUGUCUGGCUAUUUCUUCCGGUAUCGCAGCUGUCGCAACUCUAUGCAGUGGGCAGGUCUUCUCCCUCUCUACGUCUGAAUCACUAUCUCACUAUCAUUCCGCGAGGAAGAAUGUCGAAGAGCUCUUGGAAGAUGACGAUAAAGACUUUGAUAUUGUUUUAGUGGCUGUCUUCCUCUUGUGUAUGUUUGAGUUGAUUCACUCUGGAAAUAUCACACCCUCCCUGAGAGAACCGGGCUCGACUUUCACGCAGAGGUUACAAGCUUGGGGAAAGAAUCAGUAUUUACACUCGGAGCUUUCCACCCGGAUAGUUACCUGGUUGAAGAUUCUCUACUCAGCAUCUUUUCGAGGUGGAGCAAUGGGCCUGCUAUCUGAAAGGGUAGUCAGUCUUCUCCCCAAUUUCACUGGCCCAUUACCAAACCUCCGACCUCCCGUCGACCAAGAGACAGAGAUAUCCAACCAUUUGUACGAGGUCUUGAGCAGUCCGAUCUUCGACUUUUACUGUCAACUUCAAACCCUAUCCGGAGAGAUUGCCAAACUGUCACUUUACCAUCGAUCACGUACGAAACGCAAAGACCAGCAGGAGGUAGUCGAGCGUAUGGCGAGUCUAAAGACCCGACUACGAGCAUUGUGGGAAACUCGUUGCGCUACGCAGCGACAGUCUCCAGAGCAUUUGCGCUCCCAAAUGGUUCCCCGGAUCGCAAACAUGAUUUCAAGCCUCAUAAGUAUUUGUGAGGCCGCAUAUCAUGCUGAGUUUAUUGAUAUAGGCAGACAACUCGGUGAUCCUGUGUCUCAGACGCCAGAUUCGAGGGAUGCUUUACACAGGAUCAAGGAGAUUCUGGACGAUUGCCAGGGUGACUCAGGGGGGAUUAAUCCUGGCUAUCUGAGACCAUUAUUCCUUUGUGCUAUAGAAAGUACAGUCAAGGAACAGACCAAUUGGGCCGUGGAGAAGCUUGCUAAAAUCCAGAAUCGUGUCUAUCGGGGAGUGUUUUUCUCGGCGUUUGCAAAGGCACUUUCGGAGGCACAAACGCGUAAUGACAGAAGGGUUACCUCGAGGUAUUUCUGUAUCUGGUAUUUCGGGAUCACACCACCAUUCCAGUAGGAUUGUAGGUAAAGCCCGGGCUGAGAAAGAUUCCAUAAUUGCAGGGGGCAUUUAGCCAACCGUACUGUCG